Molecule: messenger RNA, 262 nt
Organism: Meloidogyne enterolobii
Lineage: Eukaryota; Metazoa; Nematoda; Chromadorea; Rhabditida; Meloidogynidae
Source: the annotation of a GenBank genome assembly
GCAGGUUAAUUUAAGGUCUUUUUUCCAUCGAUUUUGUAUUUUAGGGAUAGCGGGAAUUUUGCCGUUAUUUUCACUACUUGAACGAAAAAUGAUUAGCAGCGAAUGGACUGCAGAAGACUUUCCAGUGGUCAGGGAAAAAAUUGCAAAUUCACUUAAUGAACGAAUGCGAGAUUGGGAUUCAAAUAAGAAUUUAAUUCUUUCUACUAUUCUGGACCCACACUAUAAACUUUUUUAUUUUGAUGAGUUUCAAUUUUGGGGUUAA